This is a messenger RNA of Saimiri boliviensis boliviensis (Bolivian squirrel monkey), 2128 nucleotides long. RefSeq names its product ubiquitin like modifier activating enzyme 5 (gene UBA5). Lineage: Eukaryota; Metazoa; Chordata; Mammalia; Primates; Cebidae. The record is from RefSeq and is a predicted model, not a curated record. Gene Ontology annotation, biological process: protein ufmylation. Gene Ontology annotation, cellular component: cytoplasm; cytosol. Gene Ontology annotation, molecular function: UFM1 activating enzyme activity.
UGAGGGGGAGCGAUGUCUGCGACGCACCGGAAGCGGCUCCGAGGAAGGCCGGUGGGAGUGGUGGAGACGUGUCUGUGUGUGAGGCGCUGGGGGCACUUCCCCAGGGCUCUGGGUUAGGAAGGCAGCGGCUAGGUGCCUCCCCACGUACCCCUCGUGGGCCCAGCCGAGCAGCGUGGGGCGAAGGCGGCGGCGAAGGCCCGGGCUGGGAGCGUUGGCGGCCGGAGUCCCAGCCAUGGCCCAGUCUGUGGAGCGGCUGCAGCAGCGGGUCCAGGAGCUGGAGCGGGAACUUGCCCAGGAGAGAAGUCGGCGGGUGCCGGGGAGCGGCGACGGAGGGGGCGGCCGGGCCCGCAUAGAGAAGAUGAGCUCCGAGGUGGUGGAUUCGAAUCCCUACAGCCGCUUGAUGGCAUUGAAACGAAUGGGAAUUGUAAGCGACUAUGAGAAAAUCCGUACCUUUGCUGUAGCAAUAGUAGGUGUUGGUGGAGUAGGUAGUGUAACUGCUGAAAUGCUGACAAGAUGUGGCAUUGGUAAGUUGCUACUCUUUGAUUAUGACAAGGUGGAACUAGCCAAUAUGAAUAGACUUUUCUUCCAACCUCAUCAAGCAGGAUUAAGUAAAGUUCAAGCAGCAGAACAUACUUUGAGGAAUAUUAAUCCUGAUGUUCUUUUUGAAGUACACAACUACAAUAUAACUACAGUGGAAAACUUUCAACAUUUCAUGGAUAGAAUAAGUAAUGGUGGGUUAGAAGAAGGAAAACCUGUUGAUCUAGUUCUUAGCUGUGUGGACAAUUUUGAAGCUCGAAUGACAAUAAAUACAGCUUGUAAUGAACUUGGACAAACAUGGAUGGAAUCUGGGGUCAGUGAAAAUGCAGUUUCAGGGCAUAUACAGCUCAUAAUUCCUGGAGAAUCUGCUUGUUUUGCGUGUGCUCCACCACUUGUAGUUGCUGCAAAUAUUGAUGAAAAGACUCUGAAACGAGAAGGUGUUUGUGCAGCCAGUCUUCCUACCACUAUGGGUGUCGUUGCUGGGAUCUUAGUACAAAACGUGUUAAAGUUUCUGUUAAAUUUUGGUACUGUUAGUUUUUAUCUUGGAUACAAUGCAAUGCAGGAUUUUUUUCCUACUAUGUCCAUGAAGCCAAAUCCUCAGUGUGAUGACAGAAAUUGCAGGAAGCAGCAGGAAGAAUAUAAGAAAAAGGUGGCAGCACUGCCCAAACAAGAGGUUACACAGGAAAAGGAAGAGAUCAUCCAUGAAGAUAAUGAAUGGGGUAUUGAGCUGGUAUCUGAGGUUUCAGAAGAGGAACUGAAAAAUUCUUCAGGUCCAGUUCCAGACUUACCUGAAGGAAUUACAGUGGCAUAUACAAUUCCAAAAAAGCAAGAAGAUUCUGUCACUGAGGUAACAGUGGAAGAUUCUGGUGAAAGCUUGGAAGAUCUCAUGGCCAAGAUGAAGAAUAUGUAGAUAAUGGACUGGCAUGUAUUUUAUUUCUCAUGUUAAAGCCUCUUGCCUUGAAAUUAAAAACAAAUUUUUUAACUGAUAAAACUUAGUAUACAUUAAUUAAUGUAUACUCUUAAUUGUUAGUUUUUGAAAAUCCUGUGACUUGCUUGUUUCUCCCCACUCCAACAAAAUCAUUAACUCUCCUAAAAUGUAUGUUUCAUUCUAGUAAGAAAACCUCAAAGGACAUUGUAGGAUAUAAAUCUUAUUUGAAAACAUAGCUAUUGAAAUGUGUUGGCCUUUUGGAGUUGGGGAAGGACAAAUCUGAUCCUGUAAUCUUUUUCUUUCCAAACUCUUUCUUUCUUUUCUUUUUAAUCCCUUGUGUCUAGGGCAUGAGGAUAUGGACAAUAAAGCAGCACAUGUCCCUAGAUAGAGGGAGAAGGACAAGACAUACAGCUUACUGAUUAGAGCUAGCAAACAUCUGCUCAUUAUAUCUGGAAUUGCUGUCUAUAAUAAAAUUGCCCACUACUAACUUGAUCAACAAUCAAUUUAAAAUAGUUAAUGUAUGAAGUAGCAUCCUCUCAAAUGUUUGCUGAUGAAAUACAAGUUGAAAUAUAGCUAUUGGAAAAGUCUGUAAACCUGCGCAUUAUAUAUAUUCAAAGUGAGACAAAGGCAAAUAAAAAGCAGCUAUCUUCAUGAAUAGACAAA